Molecule: messenger RNA, 1333 nt
Organism: Sebastes umbrosus (honeycomb rockfish)
Lineage: Eukaryota; Metazoa; Chordata; Actinopteri; Perciformes; Sebastidae
Product: eukaryotic translation initiation factor 3 subunit H
Exons: 8
Coding region: 96-1154 (352 amino acids)
Cellular component (GO): eukaryotic 43S preinitiation complex; eukaryotic translation initiation factor 3 complex; cytoplasm
Molecular function (GO): metallopeptidase activity; protein binding; translation initiation factor activity
Source: RefSeq, a predicted model, not a curated record
GAACCGUCCGUCGCUGAUCUCUCUCCUCCUCUUUCCUCGUGUAGUGCUGUAGGUACUGCUCUCUCUGUCUCUCUGAGGAACAGCUGCUCUCUCUGAUGGCUUCUACUUCUUCCUCUACGUCCCGUAAGGACUCCGCUGCUCCGGUCCCGGUACCGGCCGCUACUCCGGUACCAGCUUCUACCGGAGGAACCCUGGACUCUCCGGUGAAACAGAUCCAGAUCGAGGGUCUGGUGGUGCUGAAGAUUAUCAAGCACUACCAGGAAGAGGGCCAGGGCAGCGAGGUGGUUCAGGGCGUCCUGCUGGGCCUGGUAGUUGAAGACCGGCUGGAGAUCACCAACUGCUUCCCCUUCCCCCAGCACACCGAGGAUGAUGCAGACUUUGAUGAAGUCCAGUACCAGAUGGAGAUGAUGCGUUCUCUGCGUCACGUCAACAUUGACCAUCUGCAUGUGGGCUGGUACCAGUCCACCUACUAUGGCUCCUUUGUCAGCAGAGCGCUGCUCGACUCCCAGUUCAGCUACCAGCACGCCAUCGAAGAGUCAGUUGUACUCAUCUAUGACCCCAUAAAGACGGCACAAGGCUCCCUGUCCCUGAAGGCCUACAGGCUCACCCCCAAACUCAUGGAGAUCUGCAAAGAGAAAGAUUUCACACCUGAGGGCUUGAAGAAGGCUAACAUCGGUUUCGAGCAUAUGUUCGAGGAGGUGCCCAUUCUCAUCAAAAACUCCCACCUCAUCACCGCGCUGAUGUGGGAUCUGGAGGACAAGUCCACGGUCGCCGACAAGCACGAACUGCUCAACCUCUCAAGCAGCAACCAUCUGGAGAAGAGUCUUCAGCUGCUGAUGGACCGAGUGGACGACAUGAGCCAAGACAUCGUCAAGUACAACACCUACAGCCGCAACCUGAGCAAGCAACAGCAGCAGAAACACCAGUACCUCCAGAGGCGGCAGCAGGAGAACGCCCAGCGACAGAGCAGAGCGGAGCCGGCGCUGCCUGAGGAGGACAUCAGCAAAAUGUUCAAGCCCCCUCAGCCUCCACCGCGCAUGGACACGCUGCUUAUUGCAGGGCAAAUUAACAACUACUGCCAGAACGUGAAAGAAUUCACCUCCCAGAACCUGGGCAAGCUGUUCAUGGCCGAGGCUCUCCAAGGACACAACUAGAGGAGAAGAAGAGGGGGAUAAAGAAAGAAAGACCACCGUGAGGACAACUGGAGGAACGCAGCGCCUUUAUUUGUUUUCUAAGAAUUUACUUAUUGUUUUUAAGGCUGACUCCAUCUUGGACACAAAUUUAUCUAUGAAGAUCUCUUGAUUUUGAUUUAAAUAAAAGUCUCGCAUCUGGA